Messenger RNA from Lucilia cuprina (Australian sheep blowfly), 819 nucleotides. RefSeq lists its product as uncharacterized. NCBI's taxonomy places the organism in Eukaryota, Metazoa, Arthropoda, Insecta, Diptera, Calliphoridae. The transcript has 3 exons. The record is from RefSeq and is a predicted model, not a curated record. The coding region runs from base 49 to 609 and encodes 186 amino acids.
UGUUCCCUUGCUACCUCUGAUAUUACCAAUCAAUCGACCCUAUUUACAAUGGAUUUAUUGUAUUUACAAGGAAAAAAUUGUGGUAACCCAAAUGUUUUAAUAUUUGGAAUUUCUAAACCAGUAAAUUUAAGCCUUGAUUGGACGUUGGCGGAAUACACUAAACUUCGUACAUUUAUUGUUUUAAUUUUAUAUGCAAUUAUUAGUUGUUUGUGGAUAAUUUUAUCUCUUGCUUGUAUGUCUGCUGUCUAUAAAUCAAAUUUUAAAAGACCGGUAAAUAAGUGCCUGAGUGCCUUGUGGCUUUUGGCUAUUUUAGGCGGUAGUACUAUAGAUGGUAUAGCAGCAGGUUUUUACGGAUCCGAUAUUUAUUAUACAAUGUCUGCUGCUUCAACUUUUCAGUACCUUAAUAUAACAGUUGAUCCCACAGUUGACGCAUUGACGAUGGAAUAUUUAGAAGAGUUUGAUGUAUAUUUUUCAACGCCGGCCUUAAUUAUGACGUUGUUAACUUGUAGAGUUGGUAUACUUUUUUUAAUUAAUAUUUUCGGUUGUGGUUUAUGUGUAGCAGCAAUGACAGUGAGUACACAAAUUUUAAAUUUUCUAUGUAUUUAUUAAACAAGAUGUUAGGAGCUGUUGUUGAACUUUUACAAUAAUAUUUUUCAUUUCAGAAACUUCCCAUUAAAUUUAAAAAUACCGAAGAUAAUACUUAUUCUAAUAGCAAUACUUAUUUUAUUAAAUAAUGGGCAGUGCAAAUAGUAUUGGAAGAUUUCAAUAAAAAUACUAACAUAUAAGAUUGUAUAAACCACAUCGAACGAAAUCGGAAUA